Centropristis striata (black sea bass) is the source of this 2810-nucleotide messenger RNA. Its product is annotated as solute carrier organic anion transporter family member 1C1-like. Lineage: Eukaryota; Metazoa; Chordata; Actinopteri; Perciformes; Serranidae. Gene Ontology annotation, biological process: transmembrane transport; sodium-independent organic anion transport. Gene Ontology annotation, molecular function: protein binding. The record is from RefSeq and is a predicted model, not a curated record. The coding region runs from base 424 to 2529 and encodes 701 amino acids. The transcript is spliced from 15 exons. Gene Ontology annotation, cellular component: membrane.
AAAAAAAAAUCAGGUAGCGGCGGGGUCACUUUACGAGCCCAUCUAACUCGCCAUAUCUCCCAGCUGCGUUUCACUGAUGGACAGCAGCCGGUGAAGACAUGAUUCAGGAGAUAAACAUCCCCGUCUGAUGUGGACUAGUCUGCCCUGAGAGUUACCGUGAAGUCGGCUGGAAAUGAACUCUGAAGGUACACGUCGGUCUCACAGCAUUCAUGAUAAGAGUCGGCGCUUGUCCUCCUCUCACAUCCACAUGAGAAGUUUGACCGGAGCUGGCUGAAGGGAGCUCUACCUGUCAUUUAUUCAUCCGUGUAACUCAAGCAACCGCACCACUGUUUCUCAGGACACUGGGGGUUGCAUGCAUCAGUGCCAAGAAAUUGCAUUACGUGGGAGACUUCUGCUAAGGAGAUACAGAGACAUUUCUGGAGGAUGGAGGUGGGAGCUGAGCAAGGACGUGCGCAGAGGAACGGGCGCAGUGACGCGGCGGCCACCGAACCUCGGUCCUCAUCCUGCACCAGCCUCAAGAUGUUUCUGGUGGCUCUGUCCUUUGCCUACUUUUCAAAGGCUCUGUCGGGGAGCUACAUGAAGAGCACAAUAACCCAGCUGGAGAGGCGCUUUGACAUCCCCAGUUACCUAAUAGGUGUCAUUGACGGGAGCUUCGAGAUAGGGAACCUGUUGGUGAUAGCUUUCGUCAGUUACUUUGGGGCCAAACUCCAUCGGCCAAAGAUCAUUGCAGUUGGUUGUGUUCUGAUGUCUAUUGGCACCUUCAUCAUCGCUCUGCCUCACUUCAUCAUCGGACGCUAUGAAUUUGAGACAUCAGUGCGGUGGGUGGUGAACUCAACACUUAACCCCUCUCCUUGUCCGGUGGGCUCACCAGCAGAGCUGACCCAAGAUGGUAAACUGCCUCAAGUGCCAGCAACAGGUUGUGAGGGAGACUCUAACCUGUCCAUGUGGAUCUAUGUGCUCCUGGGAAACGUCCUGCGGGGGAUCGGUGAGACGCCUGUCCAGCCACUCGGGAUCUCUUAUAUAGAUGAUUUUGCUACUGAGGAGAACGCUGCGCUAUAUGUUGGCCUUGUGCAGACCAUUUCAGUGGUUGGACCUGUGUUUGGCUACCUGCUCGGCUCCCUUUGUGCCAAAAUCUAUGUGGACAUUGGAUUUGUAAAAAUGGAAACUAUCACCAUAACCCCAGCAGAUGCACGCUGGGUGGGCGCCUGGUGGCUGGGCUACCUCAUAGCGGGGGUCAUCACCCUGAUCUCUGCCAUCCCGUUCUGGUUUCUGCCCCGCUCCCUGCCCAUAUCUGGACCCCAGGGCCCGGAAAAAUGCACACCAGAGCAGACAAGUUUCAUUAAAGAGCCUCCUCUUCUGAAGCACAAGUAUCCUGCAGACGAAAACACCACUUUCAUAGAAAUGGCCAAAGACUUUAUUCCAACCCUGCGGACUCUGCUGGGACACCCUGUGUAUCUGAUCUACCUGUGUGUGACAAUCAUUCAGCUGAACUCUCUCAUCGGCAUGGUCACCUACAAGCCCAAGUACAUCGAGCAGCAUUUCAGGCAGUCUGCCUCCAAGGCCAACUUUCUCAUGGGUGUGAUCAAUAUCCCAGCUGUGGCUCUGGGGAUGUUUUCUGGAGGUCUACUGAUGAAGAGGCUGAAGCUGAACAUCAUGGGAGCAGCCAGGUUUGCUUUCGGCACAUCUCUGAUCGGAUACAUCCUGUCACUCUUCUUCUUCGCGAUGAGCUGUGAGAAUGCCAAGGUAGCUGGGGUGACGCUUUCAUACAGCACGGACACAAUAUCUUAUGAUAAACACACAGUGUUUGCAGGCUGCAACUCAGACUGUUUCUGUUCAGCGAGUGACUGGGACCCAGUCUGUGGAGAGAAUGGCAUCACAUAUGUUUCUCCCUGUCUCGCUGGCUGCACCGGCUCUGCUGGCUCAGGGAAAAACACAGUCUUCUCUAACUGUAGCUGUGUUGGUGUGGCCGGUAACUUUACGGCCAGUACAGGUCAGUGCCACCACAAGGACGACUGUGACAGGAUGUUCCCGUACUUCCUGGCUCUCUCUGUCAUCACUUCCUUUAUCAUCUCCCUUGGGGGCACACCAGGCUACAUGUUUCUCAUCAGGUGCAUCAGACCGCAGCUGAAAUCUUUGGCCCUGGGUUUCCAUGCUCUGGCAACACGUACCCUUGCGGGGAUCCCAGCACCCAUCUAUUUUGGAGCCAUCAUUGACACCACAUGUCUAAAAUGGGGUCAAAAGAGGUGUGGAGGCAUAGGAGCCUGCAGAAUCUACAACACCACUGCAUACAGGAUAGCAUACCUGGGUCUGACUCUGAGCCUGCGGACUAUCUCCUUCAUUAUUUGCAUCCCGGGCUUCAUUCUGCUCAGCCGACAGCUGAAGAAGGAGGAAAGAAACGCCAUCCACGGAGCUCUAGCCAACGGGGGAACGGAGCUGGAGGCCCUCAGGAAGGAUGAGUUUGUGAUUUCCAAUUCUGAGCAAUCACAACAAACGCCAGACAACAGCACAGACAGAGAAACACGGCUGUGAGAUCCAGCAGAACUGGCCCCCCACUUGUCUCCUUCACACACACAGACAUACACAAACACACACACAAGCAUACACGUACAUAUUCACCCACAGUGAUACUGUACAGGUGCACACACAAAUAUUUGCAGGGAAUCACAUGUUGUAUCUGAUCUCCUAUAAAGCGUACAUUCUAUAUUUAUACUACUGGACCUGUGAAGGCUUUGGAAAUUUGAUAUAACUGAAAUAUUCUUGAAUGUACAUGCUGUUAUUUUUUCCUCAUAAAGUAAAGUAUGACAAUAUUU